Molecule: messenger RNA, 912 nt
Organism: Ilex paraguariensis (yerba mate)
Lineage: Eukaryota; Viridiplantae; Streptophyta; Magnoliopsida; Aquifoliales; Aquifoliaceae
Source: the annotation of a GenBank genome assembly
AUGGAUUCAAGCACAACUUCUGAGCUCGUUCUUGACUUCUUUCCCUUCGUACGCGUAUACAAAGACGGCCGUGUCCAGAAAUUUCAGGAAAAUGACUUCGUCCCUCCCGGCGUCGAUCCCAAAACCGGUGUCCAAUCCAAAGACGUCGUCAUUUCGCCGGAAACCAACGUCUCCGCCCGCGUCUUCCUCCCGAAAAACACCGAUCCCAACCAGAAAUUCCCUCUCCUCAUCUACAUCCACGGCGGCGCGUUUGUAAUUGAAUCUGCCUUCUCUUCCCAGUACCAUAAUUAUCUCAAUUCUCUAGUCGCCGAAGCCAACGUUAUAGCGGUUUCAGUCGAUUACAGGCUAGCCCCAGAGCAUCUUCUUCCUGCUUGCUACGAUGAUGCAUGGGCAGUGAUUCAGUGGGUUGCUUUCCAUGCCAACGGUGGAGGACCUGAGCCAUGGCUGAAUGACCAUGCUGAUUUUGGGAAGGUUUUUCUCGCCGGCGACAGUGCCGGAUCCACUAUUGCACACUACACGGUGGUUCGAGCCGGUGUUGAUGGACUCGGGUCUGGAUUGAAGCUUGUUGGGUUGGUUUUGGUUCAUCCUUUCUUUAAGAACGAUGAACCCGAUAAACUGUUGCACUAUAUUUGCCCAGACAGCAGUGGGUUUGAUGACCCGAGGUUCAACCCGGCUGCGAAUCUGGGUCUUCUGUCAAAGCUUGUUUGCACAAAGGUUCUGGUUGUUACUGCGGAGAGAGACUUUCUAAGGCAGAGAGGAUUGACAUAUUAUGAGGCACUGAAGAACAGUGAAUUGGGUGGUUCGGUGGAGAUGGUGGUGACAAAUGGGGAAGAACAUGUUUUUCAUUUGAAGAACCCGAAUUGUGAGAAUGCUUUGACCCUGCUGAAACGGGUCGCUUCCUUCAUGAAUUAG